This is a messenger RNA of Ochlerotatus camptorhynchus, 1837 nucleotides long. RefSeq lists its product as uncharacterized. The transcript is spliced from 7 exons. Lineage: Eukaryota; Metazoa; Arthropoda; Insecta; Diptera; Culicidae. The annotation marks the transcript as partial. Gene Ontology annotation, molecular function: oxidoreductase activity; copper ion binding. The record is from RefSeq and is a predicted model, not a curated record.
AGGAUACCAACCGCCCGUGCAAGCGCCAAUGCAACCGAGCUGAUUGGCCCCAGAUCUGCCGCUACCGCUUGGUGAUAGAAAAGUACUCACUGCCCAAAUUCCCAGUGGACCAUAAAUAUAUAAUUAGCGAUGAAAACGAAUCCGUCGGUGCUGGUAGAACUGAAAGUCACUAUUUUCUUGUCAACGGUCACCACACCGGGCCAACGUUGGAAGUAUGCAAGAAUGAUUUCGUAGUGAUUGAUGUGGAAAAUCGUAUCCCGGGGCGAAGUAUUUCGAUCCAUUGGACAGGGCAGACCCAGCGGCAUACGCCAUUCAUGGAUGGGGUGCCAAUGAUAACACAAUGUCCCAUCUCCAGUUUCACCACAUUCCAGUACAGGUUUCAAGCGGACCGUUCUGGAACACAUCUCUAUCAUGGUUUCUCCAAGAAAGAGCGAAGUCUUGGUAUGGUUGGUGCUUUAUUGGUACAUUCGGUGCAUGAACAAAGUCAGCAUCCGCUGUCGAGCCAGGUCCAGGAUGAUUUAAUUUGGAUCGUUUCGGAAAUAAACGGAAGUUUCCUGAUUAACGGAAACAGAAGCAUGAUACAAACGGUUCAUGCCGGUCGGCGGUAUCGUGUACGGGUGGCUUACGUUGCACCGAUUAGCUUGCGAAGCCACUGCCAACGUUGGCUGGAGAUCCAGGAUCACAAUAUGACGGUGAUUGCAUUGGAUGGAAAUUUAAUAGAACCACUUGUGGUGGAACGUGUUGCUCUGUCCGAUGGCAACCGGGUUGAUCUCAUUGUGCACGCCGAUGAGCGCGUGGUGGAGCAAGAUUAUGAAAUUCGCUUCGUUGCCACCGGGGAUUCGAUGAACGACGACGGAGAAAGCAACGAGUGCCAUCUACGUCACAGAGAGCCGCAGCAGCCUUAUGCUUAUGGUUCAACGAACAAUUUUAGAUUAAAGUAUGUGAGAACCGAGACAGCUGAUUCACCGCUUCGGCCCGGCGAUGCGACUGCAACAACAUCAGAAGAGAGGCCUCCACCGUCCAAACAAGGCAGAAGGCACCUAGGGUUCAACGUUGGCCAAACAGUGUGCGGCAACAUUUCGGUGGCUACCCUGCCGGGAGCUCGGAACCGUCUCGAUAAACUUUGCCUGCUCAACGUCAGGGCCAGAGCGAACGAUGCCAGGAAUCGGUUUCCAGCGGCACUGCGUGAUGUGGAUAGGCGGAUUAGUCUAGUGCUCACCAAGCGGAAAGUUGUGCGAGAAAUUUUCGGAGAACGCUUCUACGACGACUCGUACGGUGUGAAUGGGUUCAGCUUUAUUUAUCCUUCGGCGUUGAUGAUACAAAAUUUUCGCGACGCAAAUUUGGAGCAACUCAUAUGCAGCAACAGUAGCGGUUACCGACGGAUGCCAAAAAAGUGUCAUCAAGCGGAUGAUGAGAACUGCGAAUGUGUUCACGUUGAGUUUGUCGAAACCGGUCACCGAGUGGAGCUGGUUAUUGUAAAUGAAGAUAAGGAUUCGUCUUACACGUACCACCUGCAUGGUAAUUCUUUUUUCUUAGUCGGUUCGGCUCAGGUUGGCGAUGAUUGGUCGGAACAGUUACGAAAUGUGAAAGGAAACUUUGAUCGUCCAGUCCUGUUAGACACGGUACGAAUUGAUAGUGAAUCGAUGGUCGUGUUACGAUUUGUUGCUUCCAAUGCAGGGAUGUGGAUGUUGAGGGAUUUAGGUGCUGAACAUGGAUGGAGUCGGGGACUUGAUGUACUUCUGGAUGUAAGAGCCAUGGAGACUGAAAUCGACAUUCCGGAUGAUUUUCCCAGGUGUAGGGAUUUUGUUGGACCAAAGUAUUUUCUUAUAUAAAUUAU